AUGUCUGCCUCAACGAUACACGCAGAUGCCCCGCCGGCUGUGGUGCAGGACCCCGAAGGCCUUCAGUAUGAGACGGGAGUGCAGCUUGGAAAAGGUGGCUUCGCCAUAUGCCAUCGCGCGAAGCUGCUGGGCCACGACCACCUCGGCAGCAGCACCGUCGCUUUGAAAAUCGUCAAAUCCAAAAUGGAGCCUCCCAAGCUGGCGCAAAAGUUUGUGACUGAGCUCCAGAUCCACUCGAAGCUAUCCCAUCCCAACAUCGUCGAGUUCUUCCGCGCCUUUUCCUUCGAGGCGAGCACCUAUGUUGUUCUCGAGCUGGCCGAGAAUGGCUCGCUGGCCGAUGCGAUCAAGAAGCGCAAAUACUUCACCAUGCCCGAGAUCCGGCGAUUUAUGAUCCAGACAUGCGGCGCCAUCAAGUACCUACAUCAGCGCAACAUCGUGCAUCGCGAUCUCAAGACCGGCAACCUGUUUCUUGACCGCGACAUGAACGUCAAGGUCGGUGACUUUGGCCUCGCCGCGCUAUUGGUGUCACAGAGCGACUACGGGGCGAUCCGUCGAACAACCAUGUGCGGCACACCCAACUACCUUGCUCCAGAAGUCUUGGAGAAGACUGGAAAGGGCCACGACGAGAAGGUUGAUCUAUGGGCCAUCGGAAUCAUGAUGUACACACUUGCCGUGGGCAGGGCGCCGUUCCAUGCUGCGAAGCGCGAAGACAUUUACCGAAAGCUAAAGGCUCGCGAAUACACCUGGCCGGAUCUUGCAAAGUUUGCCAACGAAAUUACCGACGACCUGCGUGACAUUGUCUCUCUACUGCUCGUACACGAAGAUGAGCGACCAACACCCGACCAGAUCGUUGCGCAUCCAUUUUUCAAGCUAGGCUAUAUCCCAUUGGAGCUUGAUAGCGGCUGCACCUCGAGGAUUCCAAAAUGGCCCAAGAACCGCCCACCGACUGCCUCGACGAUCAGACGCGGAUACACGGAAGAAUGGUGGCAGCUUUGCAAAUCGUCUGCCGUUGGCGAAUACGAGCCUGGAAAGUCGUUCGGAGCGUACGGCCGCAGAUCGAACAAGACAGUUGCACGAGACUGUCAGAAGGAGAUUGAAGCUGGCAAGCAGCCCAAUAUUCCAUUUGCCAAGGACGUUGUAUAUGUGCCUUUCCCUGCGCGCGUGCAAUGGCCUCACCAAGCUCCUGGGGGUCUGAGCGAGAUUUCAGAGGAGAAGGAAUCAUCAUCAGAAGGUCACGCACUUUCGGAAACCACUGGCAACGACCGAGUCAAGGCCCGUGUACCCAGAGCUUCAAGGAGAGAGCAACCACCAGUACAGACACUCAAGGAGAACACAGACCCAGAUCAAGAACCCGAACAAGCACACCGGAUUUUGGACAAGCAACCCACUCGACUCAGGGCGGUUCGCAAGAUAUCGAAUCCUGGUCGCGUCACAGCAAACACAGCAACGGCACCUGCCCCAUUACGCGUUCCUCGUGAGGCACGGGCGUCAACUCGUUCGAGGGCGGUGAAAGAACCCACCAAAGAAACAUCAAAGACUAGCUCAACAGGACUUCCCGAUCUCCCACCACUACGAGUUGUUAAAGCGAGUACUCGGGAAAGGGAGAGUGAGAAGUCGGAGCCUUUGUCUCAAUCAUCGAGUUCGCGAAGUGCUCCUCGUUACCGUACUAUUGGCUCGGAUAUGCCUUCAACGGACCCGGUAGCCGUAUUGGCGCGUCUGAUGACAUUCCGAGACAACCUCGAGAGAGUGCUGGACAAGAAGCCGACCAAGUCGAGGCGAGAGCAGCCACCACAAUUGCCAUUUGUCGCAAAGUGGGUAGACUACAGCCGACGAUAUGGAGUUGGAUAUGUCCUCAGCGACGGCAGCAUCGGAACGCUGCUGUCGGCCGAGGAGCAAUACCCGGUUACCAUUGCAUUUGCGACUGACGGAUACAAUCAUCUCCGGAAAGCCGGAGGCAACCGAGAGGUGGCCAAGAGCGUAGCGCUGAACUACUACACGACUGUCAAGAAGGACCGAGGACUGUCGCAAAUCGAAGUGCUUGAUUCGCGACGCGUCGAGGAGAUCCGGACAGUGUGGCAUAAGUUUGGAAAGUACAUGUGCGCAACGUUUGGCGACGAGGAGAAGCCUCUAAGGAAAGAUCCGCGCGUCAACUUUGUCCGGUUCUACCAGCGACUGGGCAAUGUGGGAAUAUGGGGAUUCGACGAUGGGUCGUUCCAGCAGUUCAACUUCCCCGAUCACACUAAGCUUGUUCUUUCGUCAGAUGCUGGAUAUGGACACUUUUUGUGCCUGCCACUUGACGCAACAUCUCUUCUCGAGGAGACGGGCAGCGUACCGUGGAGACAUGUGAAGGCCCGUGCUAAUCUGCGAGGUUCUCUGCAACAGCUUCUGUAUGGCUCAGCAGACAAGGAAGACAGCUACAAGGAGCUGACGGAAAGCAAUCUGCUGCGGGCGAAGAUUGAAUUCAUCUACGCCGUGGUUGUGGAAUGGUGCCAGCAAGGAGGGCUCGGAUGCCUGGCCGACCCCAAGAUGUACUCAUGGGGCGGCCCUCAACUCGAGGAAUCUAGACGGUUAGACUGGGCGAGUGGGAAAACCAACCGCGCAGCGCGCAAGGCCGUUGGUGGCCAGCCCGCAGCGAGGGCUGCCCCCAAGGCCCAGUUCGCAACAAAGGCCGUCUUCGAGACGACCAAGAAGAAGGAAGUCGGAGUCUCAGAUCUGACCCUGAUCAGUAAAAUCUCAAACGAAGCCAUCAACGACAACUUGAAGAAGCGAUUCGAGAAUGGCGAGAUAUACACAUAUAUCGGACACGUACUGGUGUCUGUCAAUCCCUUCCGCGACUUGGGCAUAUACACCGACCAGGUGCUCGAGGGAUACAAGGGCAAGAACAGGCUCGAGGUUCCACCUCACGUUUUCGCAAUCGCCGAGUCUGCCUACUACAACAUGAACGCAUACAAAGAAAACCAGUGUGUCAUCAUCUCCGGCGAGUCGGGAGCAGGAAAGACAGAGGCCGCCAAGCGACUCAUGCAGUACAUUGCAAACGUAUCCGGCGGAAGCAACUCGUCCAUUCAAGAGAUCAAGGACAUGGUGCUGGCCACUAACCCCCUGCUCGAAUCCUUUGGAAACGCAAAGACACUGAGGAACAACAACUCGUCGCGCUUCGGAAAGUACCUCGAGAUCCACUUCAACGCGCAGGGAGAGCCGGUCGGAGCAAACAUCAACAACUACCUACUCGAGAAGACUCGCGUGGUGGGGCAGAUCACAAACGAGCGAAACUUCCACAUCUUCUACCAAUUCACAAAGGCUGCUUCAGCAAACUACAGAGAAAUCUUUGGUCUGCAACAACCACAAGCCUACGUGUACACUAGUCGGUCAAAGUGCUUCGAUGUCCCGGGAAUCGAUGACAACGCCGAAUUCAACGACACGCUCAAUGCCAUGAAGGUUAUUGGAUUGCCACAGGCGGAACAAGACAACAUUUUCCGAAUGCUUGCAGCUAUCCUCUGGUUAGGAAACGUAUCUUUCCGAGAAGACGACCAGGGCAAUGCGGCCAUUGUGGACCAGUCUGUGGUGGAUUUCGUAGCAUACCUACUCGAAGUUGACGCUGCGCACGUCAACAAGGCGCUCACAAUUCGCAUCAUGGAAACAAGUCGUGGAGGACGACGAGGCUCCGUGUACGACGUACCUCUGAACUGCGCGCAAGCAGGCGCAGUCCGAGACGCGCUCGCAAAGGGCAUCUACUUCAACCUUUUCGACUGGAUUGUAGAGCGUGUCAAUUUAUCCUUGAAAGCUCGCGGGGAAACUGCGCAUUCCAUUGGUAUUCUCGAUAUCUACGGCUUUGAGAUUUUCGAGAAGAACAGCUUCGAACAGUUGUGCAUCAACUAUGUCAACGAGAAACUCCAGCAAAUCUUCAUCCAGCUGACAUUGAAGGCUGAGCAAGAAGAGUACGAGCGAGAACAGAUCAAGUGGACACCCAUCAAAUACUUCGACAACAAGAUUGUCUGCGACUUGAUUGAGGAGAAGCGCCCACCGGGUGUCUUUGCUGCCCUGAACGAUGCUUGUGCGACAGCGCACGCAGACCCGACUGCUGCAGAUCAGACUUUUGUCCAGAGGCUCAACGCUCUAUCCUCGAAUCCCAACUUUCAACCUCGCCAGGGCCAGUUCGUCAUCAAGCAUUACGCUGGUGACGUGUCGUAUGCAAUUGAUGGAAUGACUGACAAGAACAAGGACCAGCUGCUCAAGGAUCUGUUGAACCUGCUUGGUCAAAGUUCCAACACUUUCGUUCACACACUCUUUCCCAACCAAGUCGACCAAGACAACAGACGGCGACCGCCAACGGCUGGAGACAAGAUCAAGGCGUCUGCCAACGACCUUGUGACCACUCUGAUGCAAGCCCGCCCGUCCUACAUCCGUACCAUUAAGCCCAAUGAGAACAAGUCGCCCAAGGAAUACAACGACUCAAAUGUGCUCCACCAGGUCAAAUAUCUUGGUCUGCAAGAAAACGUACGAAUUCGGAGAGCUGGUUUUGCGUCACGUCAGACCUUUGACAAGUUUGUCGAGCGAUUCUUCCUGCUGUCGCCAAAGUGCUCCUAUGCUGGAGAAUACACUUGGACGGGCGACUAUGAGACUGGAGCCAAGACGAUUCUGAAGGACACUAACAUACCCGCGGAAGAGUACCAAAUAGGAACGACAAAGGUGUUUAUCAAGACUCCAGAGACCCUGUUUGCGUUGGAGACGAUGCGCGACCGGUACUGGCAUAACAUGGCUAUCCGUAUUCAGCGAGCUUGGAGAAACUAUCUGCGUUACCGAACAGAAUGCGCUAUUCGAAUACAACGAUUCUGGCGAAAGCUCAACGGAGGCAAAGAGUUCAUCGAGUGGCGCGAUCAAGGACACACCAUUCUUCAAGGCCGAAAAGAGAGGAGAAGGUACAGUUUGAUUGGAUCUCGAAGGUUUAUGGGAGACUAUCUUGGCAUCGGAAAUCACGGCGGUCCUGGCGAGAUCAUUGCUCAAGCCGUCGGUAUAUCAUCCAGCGAGGAGGUACCUUUCUCAUGCCGAGCCGAAGUGCUUGUGUCGAAGCUUGGUCGAUCGAGUAAACCAGAGGCUCGCAUGCUGGUGCUUACCAAGAAGAAUGUUUAUCUCAUAAAGCAGGUCAUGGUCAACCGUCAAGUCCAGAUCCAAGCCGAGAGGACAAUCCCCGUGGGCGCAAUCAAGUUCAUUAGUUGUUCCACCCUCAAGGACGACUGGUUCUCGAUCGGUGCAGGCUCACCAACGGAACCUGAUCCACUUGUCAACUGCGUGUUCAAGACUGAGUUCUUCACACAGCUCCACAACGUACUGCGGGGCGCUCUGACACUCAGAAUAGGCGAGACUAUCGAGUACAACAAGAAGCCUGGCAAACCGGCUCAAGUCAAGGUAGUCAAAGACCCUGCAGUGCCGAGAGACGAUCUGUAUAAGAGUGGUACUAUUCACACUGGCCCGGGAGAGCCACCCAACUCCGUGUCGAAGCCUACCCCCAAGGGUAAGCAGGUCGCUGCAAAGCCCAUCACAAAGGGCAAGCUUCUACGGCCCGGUGGCCCAGGCGGAGGUCCCUCAAAGCUCGCGUCUCGUCCAGCACAACCGAGAGCUGUGCCACAGCCCGCUGCAUCUCAACCCAAGCCUGUCCCACACCCAGUCGCUGCGUUAUCGAAUGGUACCAGCUCUCACACACGCGAGGUUUCGGCGGGUUCAGCACGCGCACCACCCCCACCUCCUCCUAUGCCACAAGCGCGUGCUGCACCACCAGCCCAACCAAAGGAGCCUCGGUACAAGGCACUGUAUGACUUUGCAGGCCAAAGUGCCGGUGAGCUAAGUCUCGGAAAGGACGAAAUCAUUCUGGUCACGCAGAAGGAGAGCAAUGGAUGGUGGUUGGCUUCCCGUCUUGACAAAUCUGCGUCUGGGUGGGCACCAUCUGCUUACCUUGAGGAAGUCGUUGACCGCACAUCUGCUCCCGCCCCACCCCCAGCGCCGCCCGCUCGCCCUGCGAACGGUAAGCCCAAACCACCUGCUCCCCCCGCUAAACGUCCUGCUGCGAGAAAAGCCGUCAACGGUGAUUCUGGCAGAGAUAGCGGAUACAGCGGUAGCGGCGGCAGUACCAUGGAGAGUGCGAGAGACAGUAGCGGUAGCAUCGCUGGUGGACUUGCAGAAGCAUUGAGGCAGAGGCAAGCAGCUAUGCAUGGGAGGAAAGCCGAUGAGGAUUGGUAG
Messenger RNA from Bipolaris zeicola 26-R-13, 6231 nucleotides. RefSeq lists its product as uncharacterized. NCBI's taxonomy places the organism in Eukaryota, Fungi, Ascomycota, Dothideomycetes, Pleosporales, Pleosporaceae. The transcript is spliced from 10 exons. Gene Ontology annotation, cellular component: actin cytoskeleton; vesicle; cell tip. The coding region runs from base 1 to 6231 and encodes 2076 amino acids. Gene Ontology annotation, biological process: endocytosis; vesicle transport along actin filament; protein phosphorylation. The record is from RefSeq and is a predicted model, not a curated record. Gene Ontology annotation, molecular function: ATP binding; protein kinase activity; microfilament motor activity.